GCUGUCAGACAUAAUCCUCUUCUCUUACCACUUCAACCUGGUUCACAGACAAAGGGCUCAAGCUCUGCCAGAACUAGAUCCUGUUGUGUACUAAGCUCCAGAUCCAAAAAAAGCACUGACCAUGGCACUGAUUUCUGCAGUGCUCUGAUUACCAAGGGGAACUGGCCAAUCUAUGCUGUAACCGGGACUGGACUUGCUUGCUGCCACCUCUACCACUGCCAUGAUGACUUUACAUGGGUGUGGGCUAAACUUGGUUUAAUAGCUGAUGUCCAGCCUAAUGACAGGACCAACUGGUGUGCCCCCUUCACGGCUGGGGAAUGGCGGAAGCAGUGAUGUGGGUGGGGUUGUCUGGGGAGCUGUGGAGGGGGGGUGGAUUGAGGUCAGACCCCUCUACAAGAAUGAAUACAAGAAAAGAGGAAAACCGGGGCCUGGGGAAAGGGGUUUGUUCCCCCCCCGUUAUGGGGUACCGCCGGUUCCUUCCAGCCCCAGGAUCGGGGCCCUCAGGGGGUCCCCAGAUGGGGCUGUCCUGUUCCUCUUCCUCUCCGAGCUGAGUAUAAAGCCCGAGGCUUCCCCCUACCUGCUCCCUGGCCAUGUUGCUUUCCAGUCCCAGCCCCUCGGCCUCAGGCAGCGGGCGGUCUCCGCACCGCCGAUGGAGCUGGGCUCCCGGGGGCCUUGGGCAGUGGGAUGCGCCGGCCGAGGUGCCCCGGAGCGUGGCUCCGGCUCCAGGCACCAGCCUCCGCUUCUACGUGCUCUGGUCGCUGCAGGAGCCGGCCCGGCAGCUCAGCAGCAAAUCCAGCCGGAUGUGUUACCAGAUUCAGCUGCCUCUGCCGUUGCCAAAACAACUUGUAAUCUUUGGCUUGGGUGACUGGAAUCGUUAUUCCCAAAACACAAGCAUCACUGUGGAGGUGCUGGUGAAUCCAGAUGUUAAGCCACAAAGGAUUGGCAAAUUGGGGUCUGAUGUGAGGUCCCUUGUGUGGGAAGGUGACUGGAGGGUGGAUGUUCUGAUGGCUUCAUUGAAACAAAUGGACUGUGGCAACCCUGUUAAACUUCUCCUGACUGUCAAUGGAGAGCUGCUCAAGGGCAUCUACAACAGCACCCCCAGUCGUCCGUUUCUGGCACCAGAGCCCACCCAGUCACCAGUCCUCCCGGAAGAUACCACGUCCCCCAUCCAGGUCUUGGACGAUACCACUGAGGUUAAAGGUCAGAGUUUGGAGGUAACUGCCAGAGCACAAAGGACCAGAAGUAAGGAUUCAUCUCCACCACCAAAAAAGUUGUUGAUGCCCCUUACCCCAGAGUCACCCACUGGCCAGAAGGCACCCAAGGAGGCCAGGAGGAAAAUCCGCAAGCCUAGUCCUCUCCAGCUAAAGCAGCCUAGGAAAGUCUUGUUUGAGCCCAGGGCAUGUGAAGGGGAGCAGGAUGCUGAAGACUUGGAGGUGAAGGAGCUUCAAGUCUGUCCGAGCCCACGAUGGUGUCACGCCAUGUGCCUCAGUGACCCAGAAACAGCCAUUUUGAUUGGUGGAGAGGGAGCCAAUCAACAGCCUUGCAAGGAUUCUCUCUGGAAACUAGAGAUUGACAAUGAUUUCUGGUUCCCCAUGGAUCUGCCACCACUGGGUUCUGUGCCGCCCUGCUCACGUGGUCACACUGCCACCUAUGACCUGGACACCAAACGCAUCUAUGUCUUUGGGGGCAUGAAGGAGGGCAAGCCCUACAGCACUAUCCACAUCCUGGACACAUCCACCUGGAAGUGGCUUCUCGUGGCUGCCAAGGGGAAGGUGCCGACACUGGCCUACCACAGCGCCACCAUCUACCAUAAGGAGCUUUUUAUCUUUGGAGGAACUUUCCCCAAGAUGGCAUCCCUGGAGUCCAGAGCCUGCAGCAACACACUGUACGUCUUCAACCCUGAGUACAAGAUUUGGUACCAGCCCAUUGUGGAGGGAGAGAAGCCCUUACCUCGGCUCGGCCAUUCAGCCACUCUGCUGAGGAACAAGCUGGUGAUCUUUGGGGGUCAGAGGACCUCUUUGUACCUGAAUGAUGUGCACAUCCUGGAUCUGGGUUACAUGGAGUAUGUGCCAGUCCCAUUUCUUUCAGGACAGCCUUCUUCACGCUGCUUCCAUGCUGCAAUGCCAGUGUCUGACCAGAAGAUCCUGAUCAGUGGAGGCUGCAAUGCCAAGGGAGCCCUGCAGGAUGUAUUCACCUUUCACCUUGAUACCUUUGCAUGGAGCACAGUGACACACAGUCACCUCUCCUUAGUGCCCCGGGCUGGCCACAUGCUGCUCAACCUCACCUCUGCCCACCUGACAGAUGUGGACAAGGAGAGCCAGAGCAAGUGCAACCUGUGCACCGUGCUGGUUUUUGGUGGCUCAGACUGUGCUGGGACCUUCUACAAUAGCACAAGCAAGAUCCAGCUGGACCUAGAGGAGACCAAGCCCAGGACAGCAGGGGUUCUGUGUCAUGGUAAAUAGAGACACAUGGGUAGACAGUGGGUGGCAAUAAAUGAAUCAAAGCAAAGCAGCGAACCAAGUCUCUGCAUGUAGGUGAAAUCUGCCCGACAUUUGGAAUGUCUCCCUGAAACCUGUGGUGACUUCUUGCCUAUGCUGGGGCCCAUGGACAUGGAGCCUGAGGACUGGGCACAAAUCCCCAGCCUCACACUUGCAUGAUGCCUAUGCUUUGACACCUAAUUAUCCUCGGAAGCCUGAACUAAAUCUGCAGUGUCCCGUUAGAGGAAUUUCCCCCAAGGCUUUGGGCAGAACUAGUCUCUUGCUUUCCUCUCUUGCUGUAUAUCACUUCUCUUCCCUGACCCAAAUCCCAGCUUCUGUUGGGCGGAAAUGAAGGUGACCUCAUAUAUUCACUCUUAACUGGGUGAGGAGAGGGGGUUGCUGCAGGUAGGGUGACCAGAUGUCCUGAUUCUAUAGGGACAGUCCUGAUUAUUUUGUCUUUUUCAUACAUAGGCUCCUAUUACCCCCCAUCCUCUGUCCUGAUUUUUCACACUUGCUGUCUGGUCACCCUAGCUGCAGGCUCUGAAGAGAGGGCUGUAAGGUGAGGAUGUGAGUCACCCACCAAAGCUGGCUGGAUCUCAGCUGCAACUUGGCAGUUCCUUUCUGCCAUCCAGGAACAGGGUUCUUCUGGCUUGGAAUGAAUGAGAAUUCACCACCCAGAAAUCUCCCCUUUGGAAGGACGGGGGACAGUAUUGCUAGAAAGUGAGUGACUGGCUUUCUCCAAGUGGCUGAAAAGUGUCUGAUGCUGUGUGAUGUCUGGGUGUAAGUGGCAUGCCAUCUGGGGAUGGGGAAGAGAACGCUGUCAUCUUUGGCUAAGGGGGGAGCUGGCUGCUAUGCCAGCAGCGAGGAAGACUAGUUCUCCCAGAUUGCUGCUUGGUGAAGGGAAGACAUAUAGAUCACCCAGCAGCCUGGGACAACUAAUCUCCUUCAUGCGGUCACUGCCGGCGUGGCAGGCAUGGUGUAGCGUAACUGUUGGUGGUUCCCUACAAGAGCAGAGAGACCCGGGGUUGGGGUCUAGCUCUCAUUAUGUUUGCAGGAGGAGAGUGGGCCUGGUCUUCUUUGCACUUAACAAGCAUGUGAAAUGGUAUUUACUGAAGGCAAUGGGGGUUACUGUAACUGUGGUGCAGGUGCUAGGACAAUCAGGCUGGUGAAACUGAGGCACCCUCAAGCUGGCCUUUUCCCAUAGGUACAACUCAAUCUUGGUAUGAACAUUUCCUGUAAA
Molecule: messenger RNA, 3717 nt
Organism: Gopherus evgoodei (Goodes thornscrub tortoise)
Lineage: Eukaryota; Metazoa; Chordata; Testudines; Testudinidae
Exons: 13
Coding region: 591-2462 (623 amino acids)
Molecular function (GO): protein binding
Source: RefSeq, a predicted model, not a curated record